UGAGACGGAAAAUAAUAUUUAUUGCCUUUAAGCCGUACAGGCGCACCUCCGCCAACUAAACAGCCCAACUCAGGAGAGUGAUUGAAGAUCAAGGACCCCAGCGUCCCGGCCAUCGAUCGCUUCCUCCCGUGUUCAGACAGCGGAAGAACCCGUCUGGGACGCGUCAGCGCCACGACCCGAGCCGGAUCGCUGAGGAUCGACCGGCCUCCUCUGUGGAGAGCUCCAUGGACUCGUCGUCAUGUUGGGUCCUUCGCUCUUCCCCUGCGGUCGGCUCCGGACCCGGCCUCUGCUCCGCCGCCUGCUCUCAGAGUUGUGGUCCGCCGCCGGCGGCCCUGCGCCGUGCAGGCGGCUCGGCACCGGGGGCGGCACCCUGCAGCCCGUGAUUGGCCAAGACUCCAUCGAGCUGCUGGGCCACUCCUACCCCCGCGACGACUUCACCAACAUCACGCCGAAGAUCCUGGCCAAGGUGGGCUUCCACCUGCAGAACCAGCCGUACCACCCGCUGUGGCUCAUCAAGGAGCGCAUCAAAGCUCACUUCUACAGCUCGUACGUCGGUCGCUGGGGCAACCCUCUGUUCUCCAUCCACGACAACCUGAGUCCAGUGGUGACGGUGGAGCAGAACUUUGACAGCCUGCUGAUUCCUCCUGAUCACCCCUGCAGGAAGCGAGGCGAUAACUACUACCUGAACAGAACCACCAUGCUGCGGGCCCACACCUCGGCCCACCAGAGGGAGCUGGUCCGGUCCGGUCUGGACGCCUUCCUGCUGGCCGGAGACGUGUACCGGCGGGACGAGAUCAACGCCAGCCACUACCCGGUCUUCCACCAGAUGGAGGGGGUCCGACUCUUCUCCGACCUCGAGCUGUUCUCCAGGGUCCGCGGUGGCGACGAGCUGAGCCUGUUCGAGCGCGGCGGGCGCCGGACCGCCCAGAAGCAGGAGAGCCACAGCCUGGAGGCCGUCAAGCUGGUGGAGUUCGACCUGAAGACCACCCUGACCCGACUCGUCACACACCUGUUUGGACCAGACGUGGAGGUCAGGUGGGUCGACUGCUACUUCCCCUUCACCCACCCCUCCUUCGAGAUGGAGGUUCGUUUCCAGGGCGACUGGAUGGAGGUGCUGGGCUGCGGCGUGAUGGAGCAGGAGCUGCUGCUGUCGGGUCAGAACAGCCGACUUGAUCCACACGACUGUUCAGAUCACUGCCAUACAGGUCAUCGUUAGGGUCACGAAGGUCAU
Messenger RNA from Poecilia latipinna (sailfin molly), 1231 nucleotides. Its product is annotated as phenylalanine--tRNA ligase, mitochondrial. NCBI's taxonomy places the organism in Eukaryota, Metazoa, Chordata, Actinopteri, Cyprinodontiformes, Poeciliidae. Gene Ontology annotation, cellular component: mitochondrion; cytoplasm. The transcript has 8 exons. Gene Ontology annotation, biological process: phenylalanyl-tRNA aminoacylation. The record is from RefSeq and is a predicted model, not a curated record. Gene Ontology annotation, molecular function: ATP binding; phenylalanine-tRNA ligase activity; tRNA binding. Bases 239 to 1216 code for a protein of 325 amino acids.